Humulus lupulus (European hop) is the source of this 2262-nucleotide messenger RNA. RefSeq names its product probable polyamine oxidase 5. NCBI's taxonomy places the organism in Eukaryota, Viridiplantae, Streptophyta, Magnoliopsida, Rosales, Cannabaceae. Bases 342 to 2045 code for a protein of 567 amino acids. The record is from RefSeq and is a predicted model, not a curated record. Gene Ontology annotation, molecular function: polyamine oxidase activity. The transcript has a single exon.
UUCUUUUAAAGUUUUAUUAAGAUGUUGUUAACACGGACAUAUUUAGCAGUGGAUCUCAUAGAGAGCUACUAGAGCUCGAGAAAAGUAGACCCCUGUCUUUAUUAGACCUCUUUUUUUUUUAGCAAUAUAAUAAGAAAUCAAUAAAGUAUUUCACUCUCACUAAAUUCCAUAUAAUAUCACACAGACCCUCUUAUAAAUUUCAUAUCACUAACUCGAAUAUAUCCUCAUAAGUCUUACUAUACUACUACACCCUCUACUCAAACUAAGCUAGACUCUACUUACUUCUGCUCUGUUUUUCUUUAUUUGUGUAAGAUAUAUAUUGCAGAGCUUGGAGAGCAAAAAUGGUGGCCAAGAAACCAAGAAUCGUGAUUAUUGGAGCGGGAAUGGCGGGUCUGACGGCGGCAAACAAGCUGUAUACGACGGUUGGGUUCAAGGACUCGUUCGAGCUCACCGUUGUGGAAGGUGGUUCGAGAAUCGGUGGCCGGAUCAACACGUCGGAGUUCGGCGGCGACCGGAUUGAGAUGGGGGCCACGUGGAUCCACGGCAUUGGGGGAAGCCCGGUUCACAAAAUAGCCCAGGAAAUCCGAGCACUGGAGUCGGAGAAGCCGUGGGAGUGCAUGGAUAGCUCGUCGGAAGACCCGACCCGGUUCACGACCGUAGCCGAAGGUGGGUUCGAGCUGGACGGAACGGCGGUGGUCGACUCGGUCUCGACUCUGUUUAAGAAGCUGAUGGAUUAUGCUCAGGGGAAGCUGGUCGAAGAAGAUGAUAGUACGAGUGACUCCUCCUACUACUGCCAGAUAGCGGAUAAAGCUUUCAAGACAUGUAUGGAAGCCAAUGGCGGAGUUGGAAGUGUCAGUGUUGGUUCUUAUCUAAGACAAGGCCUCAAGUUAUAUUGGGCUUCGAAGGGACAAGAAGAUGGAGGGUAUGGGAAUUGGACCAGAAAGCUGCUUGAAGAUGGAGUUUUCAGGGUGUUUGAGAAUAUCCAGAGGACUUACACAUCAGCUGAUGAUCUUUUGACUCUGGAUUACGCUGCAGAGAGCGAGUACCGUAUGUGUUCAGGAGAAGAAAUCACCAUAGCAAAAGGGUAUUUGACCAUAAUUGAGUCUCUGGCUUCUGUUCUUCCACCUGGUUUGGUUCAACUUGGCCGAAAGGUGAGACAAAUCGAGUGGCAGCCGGAGACUGCUAGAGAAAAAUCAGAUAUGGCAAAUGGUUAUGGUACUAGCUCUACGCCUGUGAAGCUUCACUUUUGUGAUGGGACGACUAUGGUGGCUGACCAUGUUAUUGUUACAGUUUCAUUGGGCGUGCUUAAAGCUGGAGUACAGGGUGAUUCAGGUAUGUUUAAUCCUCCUUUGCCUUGUUUCAAGACUCAGGCAAUAUCGAGGCUUGGUUUUGGGGUUGUUAACAAGCUGUUCCUCCAACUGAGCCAAAACCAUGAUCGAAAAUGCCAAGAUUUUCAAAAAUUUCCAUUUCUCCAAAUGGUUUUCCGUCGUGGGGACUCUGAACUUAGGGAAGAAAAGGUACCUUGGUGGAUGAGGAAGACUGCAUCUAUGUUUCCAAUCUAUGAAAAUUCCAACGUCCUGCUUUCCUGGUUUGCUGGAAAAGAGGCUCUCGAGCUAGAAUCAUUAAAAGAUGAGCAGAUCAUAAGUGGGGUUUCAUCAACGAUUUCUAGUUUUUUGCCUAAACCAUUUCACAAGAAGGGAAAUCCAACUUCUCCUGAAUUAUUAUCUAGUGGGAAUGUGAGUUCUUUGGACAAGUUUGGAGUGAAAGUUACGAAGGUUUUGAAGACUCGUUGGGGGAUUGAUCCUCUGUUUAUGGGGUCUUACAGUUAUGUUGCAGUUGGAUCAAGCGGAGACGAUUUGGACAGAAUGGCUGAGCCAUUGCCAUGCAUCAGUAGUCAAGAGUCAACUGAUUCCCCUCCACUUCAGCUUUUGUUUGCAGGGGAAGCAACUCACAGAACCCACUACUCCACCACUCACGGUGCCUACUUCAGUGGUCUUAGAGAAGCUAAUAGGAUUCUCCAACAUUAUCACUGUGCUGGGGUUUAGAGAAUUUAGCUUUUUUUUUUUUUUUUUUUGGUUGGGGGGACAUUUAUUUCUAUGAUAUUAUUCUCAUUUCCAUUAACAAUUUCUAUGUCUCUCUCUCUGUGAAACUGGUACGAUUGAGGAGGGGAAAAAAAAGAAGAAAAACUAGGAUUUAUGAGACAGAAAUUUGGGACGUUUUCUAGAUGUACUGCAUGAACUAAAACAAGUUCCUUUUUUAAUA